UUCUUAUAAUUAUCAAUUUCAUGAGCUUUGUCUUUAAUAAGUCUUAGGCGCCUUUAUUGCAAGAAAUCUGGUACAACUUCAGGACGGAAUUAUUGAGUGUAUCAAUAUCAGGAAGAACAAAACAGAAGGAACAGAAUUUAGUGUCGUCUUUAUAGGCAUCCCAGCGUGAGUUUACUACAAGUCAAAACAUAUGGAAUCGUUAAUYCUCAUGUGUUAAUAUAACCUUCACCGCCAGACAAGUCGCACGCGAAUACCUGCUUUGGUUAAACGGUCCGACUCAAGCUGGUGCACAUAAACUAAUAUGUGGAGAUAUAGUCAUUGAACGUGCAGAAGGUCGUACAACAACUCAAGGAAUGUCAGGAGUCAGAUUAAGUGACUGAUAAACAGGAAAGAAUGGUUUCAGAUCCCAUACAAUUCCAUUCUGGCCACGAGAAGGAUAUCUCACCGCUUCCAUCACCGCGUAGUCCAACACUUGGUAGUUCAGGAUUUUGUUCUUGCUCUGAUAAAAGAGGCUCAGAAAAAGGAGAAAAAGGAGAGAAGUGGAGAAAGAAUUCCCCUAAGCCUUCAAAGCGAACGAGGAAAAUUUCUCUCUUUUCACAAUUCCAUUUUAACUCCAGAUCGGAGGAUAAGCAAAGCAAAUCUCGAAAAAUCUCAUGCCCAACGAUAUCAUCUCUGAUCCAUGGCCCAUCAGGACUGCCACUGGGCUACACUGAAGAUGCUAUUUUUCCAGAUCUGAGCUCCGAUUCCUCUACCAGCAGUGUUCAAAGCCAGCAAAGUGGAUCAAGCAUUACAGCAAGGCUAAGUGUCGACAGCUCGCCAUUUCUUUCUCUGAAAAAAUCAUCAAGUACAAGCUGUAAUAAUUCAAUAGACAAAGAAAUUGCCUGUAUCAGAGACAUUAUCCUCGAGACCUUAACUCUUCAGUUUGAAAACGUGACAGAAUACRAACGCGAAGUGUGUGACAAACUUGGAAAGAAUGUAAGUGAGUUGGUCAGACGAAGGGUUGAGAUAAUGAAAGAAGCACUAUGUCAGCCUUGUAAGGUUGUAUCUCUGGUGUAUGUUGGAGCAGUCCGUGAUAAUGGCAUUGAUGCUGCAACUCAGGCUCUUCUUGAUAAUGACAAGGAUAUUUUCACCGCCGCUUGCUACCGUAAUGGGCAUAUCUUUGCAAUGUGUGCUAUCAUAGUAAUAGCACUAGACCAAAGAUAUGGCUGAAAAACUAGUGAAAUUGUUAUUCCAAUGUAGGUGACCCACUGUGUUGUGAAGGUGUGACUAGUGUCUUCUGGAUAUAUUGAACAUAAACACUGGCAUCCACAGGAACGCUGUUGAAUUUAGAAGUUCUAGAUUUCCACGUCGGUAGCAAUACCAUUUGGCUUGAUUGGAUUAUCUUACCAUCCAAUAAUUAUUUUUAAAUGAUUUUGAUACGUAAGGGUUUGGUAACCACAUGGUAAACAGUUUCUGUCAUACUAAUGGGGCCUGCAGCGCCACCAACACAGGCGACCACCUUUGAAUUCAGCUUGGGGUUUUUUACUUGUGGAUUUCCGUAAGCUACGUUAUUAUUUAACGUUUCAGAAAGGAUCGGAAGUUCAGAUCCGUUUAAAACUGGAUUAGUUACUGGUCUGGUGCAUCAUAUUGCCGACCCGGCUGGUGGCUUUAUCCAACUUAUAAAAGUAGACCUUGGUAGGAUGGGUGCAAGACCCGGUGCAAGAGUGACAUUAAAUCGACCAAUGUGACUGAAACCAAGUAUGUUCUUCUUAACGGGCGUAGAUCAAGAUCAAGUACAGUCAGUCCUACGAACAGGGAUAGCUGGAUGUGACAAAGGCCAUCAAAAAUUCUCCAAACAUCCAUAGAUAAAAACAAAAUACCCCAACUGAAUGAACCAUUUCAUGAUAGUAAUCUGUUUUGACAAAUUCCCUACAAAUUAUAGAAUUUUAAAUGCUAAGAAUACUUAGAAUUCCACCUUUGGCGGUCACCUGCAGUUUUAACGAAUACAUUUGUGUAAAGAUAAACUACUUUUAAAUUUAACUCAUUUACCCCUCAACAAUGAAAAAUACGGCCUCUCAAAAGAGGCCGACAACUGUUUUUGAAUCGGCCUGUUUCAAGUCCUAAGUUGUCUUAAAUGCUCAUGUGCUACGAGGAUAAUUUGUGGAACUUGCAUGAUGUAUAUAUACAUUUUGAUGAAGUCAUGCACUUUUCUAUGUAAUUAUACGGUUGGUAUUUUCAAGUGAAAAAAAAAAAAUACAUCGACAUGAGCCUCAUUCUCCAUAAAUGAGCAUGUGGUCAAGGAUCACAGCGUUAUUUCACGAAUUCAACAAACGAUUAUGAUAUCAGCCCUUAAAAGGUACAAAAAUGGAGAGACAUACGUUUUAGUGCAUUAACUUGAAUAGUUCUCAAGGUAAAAAUUAUCAAGUUUAUUUAAUAGGAUUCCCCACGGAUAAAUGACAUAAAAGCCAAUUAGGCGCCGAGUUAGAACGAUUACUGAUAUGGUUGAACUAAAUAUUUGGGUUAUGACUACUAUUAAACAGAAUCCUUGAAAUGUGGCAUUUAUGUCCAUUAAGAUCGAAAUUCUGCCGAAGUAAUUCAUGCUAUAUUCCAAUUGAGUGGUCGCUCAUAAAAAUGAUCAAAAUUGAGUGUACAGUACAUGCAAGGAAACGAAUUUAAACUAAUUGAAGAGUUUGGUUCAAAUGCAUGGAGCUGAAAGAAUUAUGAUAUCUUGCAUAAUAACAGUAUUGUCUGCAGUAUGUAAUAUGUAAAUAUUUAGUAAAAAUAAAAGUACAGUAAUCAUCA
Actinia tenebrosa (Australian red waratah sea anemone) is the source of this 2781-nucleotide messenger RNA. RefSeq lists its product as uncharacterized. The record is from RefSeq and is a predicted model, not a curated record. Lineage: Eukaryota; Metazoa; Cnidaria; Anthozoa; Actiniaria; Actiniidae.